Erinaceus europaeus (western European hedgehog) is the source of this 2219-nucleotide messenger RNA. It is a transcript of the gene HRG, whose product is annotated as histidine rich glycoprotein. Gene Ontology annotation, molecular function: zinc ion binding; serine-type endopeptidase inhibitor activity; cysteine-type endopeptidase inhibitor activity. Gene Ontology annotation, cellular component: endolysosome; blood microparticle; extracellular region. The transcript has 7 exons. Gene Ontology annotation, biological process: heme transport; negative regulation of fibrinolysis; negative regulation of endopeptidase activity. The record is from RefSeq and is a predicted model, not a curated record. Lineage: Eukaryota; Metazoa; Chordata; Mammalia; Eulipotyphla; Erinaceidae. The coding region runs from base 41 to 1549 and encodes 502 amino acids.
GGUAUGCUACAGCAUAGGGUGUUUUCCACAUUGUGACAAUAUGAAGCUGUUUCCUGCAGCCCUGCUAUUGGUCCUUUUGAUCACGCUGCACCAUUCCUGUGCUCUGAGUCCCAUAGACUGCAAUGAUGCUGAGCCUAUGGCUGGGGAAGUUCUAGACUUGAUCAAUAAAGGACGACGGGAUGGCUACCUCUUCCAGUUGCUGCGGGUUGCCGAUGCCCACUUGGACAAAGGGGAAUUUGCAGCGGUCUAUUAUUUAGUCUUAGAUGUGAAAGAAUCUGACUGUCAAGUGCUAUCCGGGAAACACUGGAAUGACUGCGAGCCAAAUGUUUCUAGACGUCCAUCUGCCAUGGUGAUUGGACAAUGUAAAGUAAUAGCUACAACAUGUUGGAGUGACAAUCAAGAGCUUAGAGUGAAGGACUUUAACUGCACCACAAGUUCUGUCUAUGCAGCACUGGCCAAUACAAAGGACAGCCCUGUACUCAUCGAUUUCAUAGAGGAUACUUAUCUCUACAGAAAACAGGCUGACUUAGCCCUUGAGAAGCAGAAAACAGAGAACAGUGAUUUUGUCUCUUUCAGAGUUGACCAAGUGGAGAGAGUGGCUAGAGUGAGAGGUGACGAACGAACCAAUUAUUAUGUGGAUUUCUCUGUGAGGAACUGCUCUGGUCAUCCAUUUCCCAGGCACUUUAAUAUCUUUGGAUUCUGCAGAGCAGACUUUUCCUAUAACAGAGAAGACCUUGACUUGGAAACCCCAAAAGAUGUUGUUAUAAACUGUGAAAUCUUCAACCUUGAGGUGAGUCUUCAACCGAUCAGUGGUGUCCACCACCCUCCAGGCCAUCAUUUCCACUCUGGUGAGCAGGGGCAUUCUCAUGCUGGCAAGCCUGUUGGACCCCACAGUCAUCAUAAACCCCACAAAUCACAUAAAGCUGGAGGCCCACCUCCUGAAGGAGACAGACCACCAUUCCAAUUGGAAUGUCAUCCUUGUACUAAGAGGGCCGGUGGACACCCUCAACAUCAUAAUUCCAGUGAGCAUCAUCCCCAUGGUCACCAUCACCAUGGACACCAUCCCCAUGGUCACCAUCAUGAUGGACAGCAUCCUCAUGAUCACCAUCACCAUAGACACCGUCCUCAUGGUCAUCAUCACCAUGGACACCGUUCUCAUGGUCAUCACUGCCAUGGACCUCCUCCCCAUGAACAUCAUCCCCCUGGCUAUGAUUUUGAAGAUGAUGGGCCCUGUGAUCCAGCACCACACAGAGAUUGUGUUCAAGAUCAACACCCACCACCCCAACAUCACCAUCACUGUGGCCAUAAUCCACCUUCUAGGCACUCAAAAGAGAAAGGUUCAGGCAAAAGACAUUCUCCCUUUCCAAGAAGACAAAAUGAGUAUGUCUACCGACUCCCUCCAUUGGAGAAAGGUGAACUUCUUCCUUCUCCUGAAGCCAAUUUCCCCACUUUUCCAUUGUCAAACCAUCAUCCUCCAACCUCUGAAUCAUGUCCAGGGAAAUUUGGGGAGUUCCCCCAACUCUCCCAGUUUUUUGAAAAUGAAAAAUAAAACCUCAUUUCCUUGAAUCAUAAAUGUUUGGACUCAAGGAAAAAUGAACAGUAUCCCAAAUUAAAACUAUUAAUAAAUGUGGCUAGUAAUAAAUGUGAAACUACAAGUUAAAUUAUUUAAUUCUUACAUUAAUAUAUAUCAAAAUAGAUCAAAAUGGGGGGGAGGAAAGAUUUUAUUGCUACGAGUCACAAGUUCAUUCUGUCACUGGCCACUGCAACUCUUGAAACAAAUCUGUGAUACUCAAGUUUUCUUUCCAGGACCCAACUCCAGUUGAGAAUCCUUCCUCUAUCAGCACUUUUGUUGUAGCUAGAAAUACUAAGAAGUUAUUGUCACUUCAAGCAGCAGUCUAUAUAUGAUUUUCUGGCAUAUUCAGUGUAGGUAUUGAACUUGGGCCCUUAUCUUUGCAAGUCCAAAGUUCUAAACUCCAUGUCACUGAAGCAAUACUCUUAUAAAAUUUACUCAAAAGGGGCCAAGUAGUGGUGCACCUGGUGAUUGCACUUAUUACAAUGCACAAGGAUCAAGGUUCAAGCCCCCAGUCCCUACCUGUAGGAGAGAAAGCUUCACAAGCAUGAAACAGCAUUGCAUGUGUCUCUCUUUCUUCCUCUCUUCCCUCUCCCUUCCCUCUCUAUUUCUCUCCAUCUAUAUCCAAUAAAUAAUUUUUAAAAACUUA